CUUGAUUACUCAAAAGAACUUCACAUGGAAACGAUGCAUCCAGACAACACGAGCAAAGCAGGGACCAACAAACUCAUUUAAAUGCUGAAAGAACCAUCAUUUGUCACGUCUACAUAUUUUGUUUGUUUCCAAAAUAUAAAAACAUGUUUUUGAAAGUUUUAGCCACCAUGCUGAGUUAAUGUCCGGUAAAGCAGAACUCAAAGUUUCGUUCUUAGUACUAAAGAAGUUGUUACGACAUGAGCAGGGGGUUUCAUGUUCACUUUCGGUUCAGCAAAGAAUUUGCACCACACCUAAUGUCAACAUACUGCUUCCUGGGCAAGAUUAUAUUUCUGCUGUUCAUGUGUUUUUAUUUCCACAGUUACAUACUGUAGAUGGUGUUGUUGUGGUCAAACCAGCACCAUGACGUUCAAGUAGAGCAAAUAAACUGCAGGAUAAAUCCCUCCCCACUGAGGAGUGGUAGGUCAAAUCCGGAUCGGGUUUCAUUUCUCUCUUUCUGUUUCAUGUACCGAGGACUUAACAAUGGCUGCUCGAGAGCAAAGAAGCAGAGAAGAAGAAUUUCUGAUAGACCAAGAACCUUUCAGAAGCAAUGCUUUGUUGCUUAUCGAUAAAAUGUUGGACCUCAGUAACCAAGUUCGCCAAGAAGCUCUAGUGGAUGAGAUUCUUCACAGCAUCUUCUUUUUUGGAAAACUCCGCAAGCCAUCAGUUUCACCAGAAAGUAUUCUGAGUCAUGACGAGAUGUUCAAUGACUUGGAGCGCCGCUUCCCUGAGCCCUUUAAGCUCUAUUCCUCUCAGCUACCCAGACGGAGUCCAUUUUCAUGUGUGCUAGACAUGAUUGUCCUCCUGUUAGGACGACAGAAGGAAACAGACAUAAUAGGUCGCCUGCGAAUGCUCAUCAAGGACCUGAAGCCUGAUGAAUCAAGGGAUCUGGUCCCCUCCACCAUCUGUGUCUCUAACAAAACCGAUAACAAAGAUCAAGUCAAGUACUAUGGAGUCUCCAUGUCCGCUCCUACUGGCCCUCUUCCGAGGCGAUUCAUGAUUGCUGCGUCCUGUCUUAGCAACUGGGACAGGUAUGUAGCUGGUGCAGUGAUGACCUACUUUCCAAUCAAGAAAAAGAACCCACAUUUUGAUGGAACAAUCAAAAUUCCACAGCAUGUCAGGUGCCAGGCGUUUGACCUCUUGGACAAAAAAAGCAAGCCUCCUUGCAGAUCAUGUGCGAAUAUGUUUGGUUUGACAACAGCUGCAGAGAAUGUGUCUGUUUAUGGCAAUUGUGCCGAAGUUGAAAGUUUGACCAACUUGUUUAAAAAUGGCGUUGAUGUCAAAGAGCAAGCACGACCAACAUCUUCGAUGUACUCAGAUGAGAAGAGGGAGAAGGUUGAAAACCUUGUGAAGGGAGAUCUCAGGAAUCUCCUGAAGGAGAAGAAGUGGAACUUUACAUGGAAUGGUCAUUUCUACCCCCCUCGAUGAGUUUGAUCCUAAAAGGGGGAAAUGAUUGAAUAGCCUGUUAAAUAUUGAUAAAUAGGGCUACAAUUCCCGUGAUCCUUUCUUAUGAUGUGAACAAUGAUUCCUGUUGAUGUGAUUCUUUAUCCGUAAAACUAAAAUGAUGUCACUGUAAACAUCUAUAGGCACUGAAAUUCACAUGUGGGGUCGAUCACACCGGAAGCUUAAAAAAACCCGCUCUUUGGCAAAGCCUCUUGCUUCAUUUGAUUGGCUGCCUCGGUCGAUUGAGACAUUAAUAUUUUAACUUUUAUGCGCGUGUUAAAACAGCCGUACAAUAGGAAGACAAUGAUUUUGGAGGAGAGGCGCUUUUAGCGAUCAGAGCUGUCAAUAUAUAGUUUGUUUAUCAACGCUUAUUGUUAAUGAUGCAGCUACUAACAAAAAAUAUAUUAAUGUAUUCAUGUCUGAAUACAAAGCAGGCAGAAGAUACAAAAGUUCAUGUACUGAUUUAUGUCAAUCACAAUAAAAUCACAAAUAUUGA
Anarrhichthys ocellatus (wolf-eel) is the source of this 1975-nucleotide messenger RNA. RefSeq lists its product as uncharacterized. The transcript is spliced from 5 exons. Bases 520 to 1464 code for a protein of 314 amino acids. NCBI's taxonomy places the organism in Eukaryota, Metazoa, Chordata, Actinopteri, Perciformes, Anarhichadidae. The record is from RefSeq and is a predicted model, not a curated record.